Molecule: messenger RNA, 474 nt
Organism: Gongylonema pulchrum
Lineage: Eukaryota; Metazoa; Nematoda; Chromadorea; Rhabditida; Gongylonematidae
Source: the annotation of a GenBank genome assembly
AUGUACCGCCUGACGAAUCGCCCUCAGUGCCCAAAUGAAUUACUGUUACGAUUGCGUGCAGCUACAAAUGGACAAAUUAUUUUGGUACGGUAUUCACAAUUCGUUGUUUGCGAGAGACUGCUGGACUACCGACUCAACAUAGGAAAUAUUGUUUUUGGGAAUGGCUUCAACGGCAAAAAUUACGGCACUUGGUAUGACAGCCAGGCUUCAAAGAGUGACUGUUUCAUUUUAGUGGCGAACGACUUGGCGGACAGUCAAAUGUGUCCAUUCCAAACCAGUUCUGAAAAGAAAUGUGAAGAAGGAGGCGGAUGGUGGCGAAAACACUGCCAACAAAAAGGUGUACUCACGGCAAUGAACAAAGCGCAAGGAGCAUAUCCUGGACUUGUCUGGAACGGACAGCGUCUUUCGGCUGUGCAAAUGCUUAUUCGACCCCGCGGUUAUAUACCUCCUCAAAAAAAGCCAACAAAAUUUUGA